Messenger RNA from Cannabis sativa, 1935 nucleotides. RefSeq lists its product as uncharacterized. Lineage: Eukaryota; Viridiplantae; Streptophyta; Magnoliopsida; Rosales; Cannabaceae. The record is from RefSeq and is a predicted model, not a curated record. Bases 1 to 1935 code for a protein of 644 amino acids. The transcript is spliced from 4 exons.
AUGAUGAACGAGAAACUUACUAGGACUAAGUCAUGUCCCAGUCUUCUCGAUCUACAACAAUCGAACAACAGUAAGGGCAAAAGAGUAGUGAAACGCAAAGAACCGAUUGUCGUGCCUAAGGAGAAGCCUCCUCGACAAAGAAGAAAUUAUAAAAAAGGGAUCUUAGGAGUUGGAAGCAGUAGUAGUGGUACUACUUCUACAUACGAUGAUGAUCGGAUGAGGAUGAUGAGUAAUUUUCAAAACAUGAAUAACAAUAAUAAUAAUAUGGUGGUGGCGAUGAAGAUGUUAUGUAAUAAUGAAAUGAUGCUCCCUUUUCCUCCAAGCCAAACGGCGCCGUUUGAAUCGAACUUUUCCUCUCCGUCAACUUGUACUGGCUUCUUAUUGGAUUCAGUAAGAGUUGAGUCAGAAUCAAAGUUUCGAAGAAAUGAUCAAAUCAUCAAUGGCAGUAGCAGUAGUACUAAUCGUCAUCAUCAGUUUAGUACUACUCCUACUACCAAUUCUUCAAUGUCAUCAGCUUCGCCAUUUUCUUCAAGGUUCACGGCCAACAAUGAAGUUUUCGAUAGGCGCAAGAAUAUGCAGGUCUUCGGUAAUAAUAAUAAUAUUCCAGUUCCAGAUGAUCAGCGUCGUCAACAGCUACUUUCGCAUACUCAUCCGCCCACCCAAACCACUACUACUCUACCUUUUCAUCAAAUGCCUCCUCCAGUGCUACCUUCUUCCACCCAAACAACACCCUUUUAUCAAUAUUACAGUAAGACACCGUUUCAUCAAUAUUCCAGUGAAACAAUGCCUCCUUCAGUUCUCACUUCGACCCAAACCACACCAUUUCAUCAAUCCAUGCUUCCUAAUAAUUCCACCCAAAAAGUACCACCUUUUCAUUCCAUGCGGGCACCAAUACCACCUCCUCCGCCCCAAACGGCCGACCCAUCUGAGGAGAUGUCAUUAUUGGACAGGUUACUGGCUGAGGCUGAUCUCGAACUUAGAAGAUGUAGUACUGAUGAUCGCAAUAGAGAUCAAUUCGGUACUACUUCCUCACCAGCUGCUUUCUCAUUUGCAACACCGCAGUCGACGUUGGUCAAUAAUGAUGAGGCUUUCGAUCAUUAUAAGAGCAACAGCAAUAUGGGUACUGUGCAUAAUCAACAACUGGGACUCCCUUCGACCCAAACGAUGACCCAGUACUUUCGACCGACAGUACUGCCAACAUCAUCAUCGUCGUCAGAAUAUAGUGGCCUCAUUGAUUCCGUAGUUGCUGAGUCCAAAGCUCGAGCGGAAAACAGGUUCAUUCAUAAUAAUAAUAAUAAUAAUAAUAAUGAUGAUGAAGAUUUGUUUGCUAAUAACAACACUUGUUAUUCAUUUCCUUCAUCUUUUCCGUCUCUGUCUGAUAAUUCAUCAAUGUUUGAAAAUGACCUGGAUAUGAUCGUAGCUGAGUCCGGUGCCCGGUUUAAAAGAACUGAAAAUAAUAACAAUAAUAGUAAUAACAAUUCUUCACCUACCUUUGCGUCCCAAAACCAAUCCUUUACUACUGAUUAUCACCAGCAGCUUCAGCAGCCAGCCAAUCCUGAAUACACUACUUUCAAUCAUAGUACUCGUUCCCAAUUCUCAUCGGAACCCUCAUCCAUUUUUAAUGAUCUGGCCCCCUUAUCCGAAAUGGAGUUCUGUAAUCUUCCUUCCUUUGAUACUAAUAAUAAUAUCAAUAAUGGUAUUACUGAUACCACAAUCACUCAACCCAAGUUUGAUGAUACCUUUGCUUUUCAUCAUGGAUCGAAUACCUCAUUCGGGACAAAAGUAGAAAAUCCUUUUACUGAAAGGAUAUUGAUGCCGGAUUCCAAUGUUACUGGUGGCUUGGAAGUGAAGAAGAAAAGGAAGCUGCGCUCGGCAAAGGCUUCCUCCAGCACCACCAAUGACAAAGGCAAAAUUUCGAAUAACUUACAAUGUUGA